This is a messenger RNA of Purpureocillium takamizusanense, 1415 nucleotides long. RefSeq lists its product as uncharacterized. The coding region runs from base 320 to 1081 and encodes 253 amino acids. NCBI's taxonomy places the organism in Eukaryota, Fungi, Ascomycota, Sordariomycetes, Hypocreales, Ophiocordycipitaceae. Gene Ontology annotation, cellular component: nucleus; cytoplasm. The record is from RefSeq and is a predicted model, not a curated record. Gene Ontology annotation, molecular function: protein binding. Gene Ontology annotation, biological process: proteasome-mediated ubiquitin-dependent protein catabolic process. The transcript is spliced from 4 exons.
GCUCCUCUUCCUCCACCAUCUCUCUCUUCCCACACCUCCAACCACCCGAACGUGCUCCUUCCUGCGCGCUGCUUCCACGAAACGGCACAGCAUCCUCUGUGGGCCAUACCAUCACGACUAUAGCCUCGUCGCUGCCUCUGCACGCGUGGGCUUUCGUGGUUCCACGGCUCGGCUCGCAAAUGCGCUGAAACGCCCAUUUUCGGCUCUGCCCUCGGCUGCUGCUGCGCACCUCGAGGCUCUCCGACGUCGACGCCGCUGCCACUGUCGCACCGUUGGAUACGGCCGCUACCGGCUCCUUGCGGGAGCGCAUACCAACAGCAUGACUUCCACGGCCUCCACGGCUACCCCUGCCAAACAUGCCUUCGAGAAGCGGGUUGAGGAUGUCAAGUCACCCAAGAGUGACAUCAAUGCCCUCAUCCUAGACUACUUGACAAUGGAAGGCUACCCCAACGCGGCAGCCAAAUUUUCAAAGGAGGCGAACCUCCAGCCCCAACAAGACAGCGCAUCCAUUCGUGCCAGGCAAGAGAUCCAGGCUUCCAUACAUAGUGGGGACAUACAAGCUGCAAUCGAGACGUUGAAUGAGCUAGACCCUCAGAUCCUAGAUGACGAUAAAGCACUUCAUUUCUCGCUGUUGCGCCUCCAGCUGGUGGAGCUGAUCCGGUCUUGUAAUGCUUCGGGAGGCGAUAUUGGCCCAGCGCUUAAGUUCGCCACAGAGCAGUUGGGGCCGCGAGCCCCAACGAACCCCAGAUUUCUGGAGGACCUGGAGAGAACCAUGGCCCUCCUCCUUUUCCCUCAGGACAACCUCGAGCCUCAAUUGGCCGCUCUACUGAAUCCGGAUCUUCGCCGUGAUGCUGCCGACAGCGUAAAUCGAGCUAUUCUGGAGCGACAGUCCGCGAGGCGAGAGGCCGCUAUUCGCCAUCUCGUCAAGAUGCGAGCAUGGGCGGAGAGCACUGCUCGCGACAGAGGCUCAAACCUUCCAGAAACCCUGGACAUUGGACUCAGGGGUGACGACCCGGAAAACACCCAGAGCCGACGACUGCUCAAUACGGAAAACGGGCAUGAGCCCAUGGUGACAAACUGAAGUGUGCUUGCGAUUCGUCGCAAUUGGAGGUUUUUUUUUUUUGGCUGACAGGGCUGGCGACUGGGUUUUGCUUGGGACGGCGGCGUAAUGAUAACGACAAAUACCGGCAAUGGGUGUGUUCCCGCCAGGGUGCACGGCGUUCAUGGGUUCUAUUAAGACGGUUUGCAGCGCGUUUCUUAAUGUAUUAUGAAGUGUAUGAGGCAAGACUAGACGCAAUGUCAAAUAUUAAUUGUUACACCGUCGUCAAGGGGUUUUUUCUCUGCUGUCACGCGGCGAGGUAGUUCCCGUGGGCGGCAUCUCACGCACAGCAACUCGCGCAUCAUUUAGUGCAUGG